AUGGCCGAACAGACUGAAAAGAGUUUCCAAAAGCAAGAAGCCGUCUUCCUUAACGCCAAGGCUUCUAAAAAGGGCGUCACAAAGAGAUGGUACAAGGAUGUCGGUUUGGGGUUCAAGACACCAAAGGAAGCCAUUGAAGGAACAUACGUCGACAAGAAAUGUCCCUUCACAGCAAACGUAUCCAUCCGUGGCCGUAUCCUAACAGGAACCGUCAUGUCCACCAAAAUGAAGCGAACCGUCGUCAUCAGGAGGGAAUACUUGCACUUUAUCAAAAAGUACAAUCGUUAUGAAAAGAGACACAAGAACUUGUCGGCUCACUUGUCACCUGCCUUUAUCGGCGUCGAGGCUGGCGAUAUGGUUACUGUUGGUGAAUGCAGGCCCUUGUCAAAGACCGUCAAGUUCAACGUCUUGAAGGUGCAAAAGAAGAUCAUCAAGGGUGGUGGAAAAGUCUUCACCAAAUUCUGA
Synchytrium microbalum is the source of this 465-nucleotide messenger RNA. RefSeq lists its product as uncharacterized. Lineage: Eukaryota; Fungi; Chytridiomycota; Chytridiomycetes; Synchytriales; Synchytriaceae. Gene Ontology annotation, biological process: translation. Bases 1 to 465 code for a protein of 154 amino acids. The record is from RefSeq and is a predicted model, not a curated record. Gene Ontology annotation, cellular component: cytosolic small ribosomal subunit; ribosome. Gene Ontology annotation, molecular function: structural constituent of ribosome. The transcript has 5 exons.